This is a messenger RNA of Archocentrus centrarchus (flier cichlid), 5603 nucleotides long. RefSeq names its product ArfGAP with SH3 domain, ankyrin repeat and PH domain 1a (gene asap1a). The transcript is spliced from 29 exons. NCBI's taxonomy places the organism in Eukaryota, Metazoa, Chordata, Actinopteri, Cichliformes, Cichlidae. The coding region runs from base 63 to 3320 and encodes 1085 amino acids. Gene Ontology annotation, cellular component: cytoplasm. The record is from RefSeq and is a predicted model, not a curated record. Gene Ontology annotation, biological process: positive regulation of GTPase activity. Gene Ontology annotation, molecular function: protein binding; GTPase activator activity.
GGGAGCAGCUGCAAACAUCUGCAGGAGGACACACCGCUGGACUCUCCAGGACCAGGACCAGGAUGCCGGACCACAUCUCCGUGUGCGAGUUCCUAUCCGAGACCACCGAGGACUACAACUCUCCCACCACGUCCAGCUUCACCACCCGGCUUCAGAGCUGCAGGAAUACCGUCAGCAUCCUGGAGGAGGCCCUUGAUCAGGACCGCUCGACGCUGCAGAAGGUGAAGAAGUCGGUGAAAUCCAUCUUCAUCUCAGGACAAGAGCAUGCAGGGAACCAGGAGAGCUUCAGUCAGGCUCUGGAGAAACUGGGAGGAAACACGUCUGAACUGGGAGAGGCCUUCAUUACGUUCUCCUGCCUCGUUAAAGAACUGGCCGCUCUGCUCAGGAACCUGCUGCAGAGUCUGAAUCAUAAUGUAGCCUUCACCCUGGACUCGCUGCUGAAAGGAGACCUGAAAGGAGUCAAAGGGGAUCUGAAGAAACCGUUCGAUAAAGCCUGGAAGGACUAUGAGACCAAGUUCUCAAAGGUCGAGAAGGAGAAACGUGAACACGCCAAACAGCACGGGAUGAUCCGCACUGAGAUCACCGGCGCUGAACUCGCUGAAGAGAUGGAGAAGGAGAGGAGGCUAUUCCAGCUGCAGAUGUGUGAGUAUCUCAUCAAAGUCAACGAGAUCAAGACGAAGAAGGGCGUGGACCUGCUGCAGAAUCUCGUCAAGUACUACCACGCCCAGUGCAACUUCUUUCAGGAUGGUUUGAAAACUACCGACAAACUGAAGCAAUACAUUGAGAAGCUCGCUGCUGACCUGUACGAUAUCAAACAGAAUCAGGAUGAGGAGAAGAAGCAGCUGACAGCUCUCAGAGAUCUCAUCAAGGGUUCCUUACAGCUGGACCAGAGGGAGUCCAGGAGAGACUCUCAGAGUAAGCAGAGUGGGUACAGCAUGCAUCAGCUGCAAGGCAACAAGGAGUUUGGCAGCGAGAAGAGAGGCUACCUGCUGAAGAAGAGCGACGGGCUCAGGAAGGUUUGGCAGCGCCGGAAAUGUUCUGUGAGGAGCGGUGUGCUCACCAUCUCUCACGCUACAUCCAACAGGCAGCCAGUGCGCCUGAACCUGCUCACCUGCCAGGUGAAACCCAGCACCGAGGACAGGAAAUGCUUCGACCUCAUCUCCCAUAAUCGGACGUACCGCUUCCAGGCUGAAGACGAGCAGGAGUUUCUCAGCUGGGUGUCUGUGCUGACCAACAGUAAGGAGGAGGCCCUGAAUAUGGCAUUUCAGGGUGGAGGUCAGAGUUCAGGUGUGGAGGAGGAGGAUGAGCUCACCAAGAGCAUCAUCGACGAGGUGCUGCGGUUGCCCGGCAACGACACCUGCUGCGACUGUGGAGCUGCAGAUCCGUGCUGGCUCUCCACCAACCUGGGCAUUCUCACCUGCAUCGAGUGCUCAGGGAUCCACAGAGACAUGGGCGUUCAUGUGUCCCGGAUCCAGAGCUUGAAACUGGACAAACUGGGAACCUCUGAGCUGCUGCUUGCCCGGAAUGUUGGGAACCGCAGUUUUAAUGACAUCAUGGAGGCCGCCCUGCCGUCGCCAUCUCUGAAGCCGACGGCCUCCAGCAAUAUGACGGUGAAGAAGGAGUUCAUCAAUGCCAAGUAUAUUGACCAUAAGUUUGUCAGACGCACCAUCUCCACAGCGAGCAGCAGGCUGGAUGAGCUAAACGAGGCGGUGCGAUCGCGGGACCUGCUGUCACUCAUCCAACUGUACACCCAGGGGGUGGAGCUCCUGCAGCCCCUCCCAGAACUAGGCAAGGAAGCUGGAGAGACUGCGUUGCACUACUGUGUUCGGACAGCAGAUCAGUCCUCCCUCCAUUUGGUGGACUUCCUGGUCCAGAACAGUGGCAAUCUGGAUGGACAGACGGAUGUUGGAAACACCGCUUUGCAUUACUGCUGUCUGUACGACAAACCGCAGAGUGUGAAGCUGCUGUUGAGAGGAAAACCCGACAUCCACAUCGCCAAUCAGAGUGGAGAGACGGCGCUGGACUUGGCCCGCAGACUACAGAAUGCUCAGUGUGAAGAACUGCUGGCAGAGGCGGUGUCCGGAAGGUUCAACCCUCACGUUCACGUUGAGUACGACUGGAACCUCAGACUGGAUGAACUGGAUGAGAGCGACGACGAACUGGACGACAAGCCCAGCCCGGUGAAGAAGGAGCGCUCCCUCCGCCCUCAAAGCUUCAUUCCAUCCUCUCAGGAGAAGCUCUGCCCUCCGCCUGCCUUCGCUCUUCCUCACAGAGACAAGCAGCGCCUGUCCUACGGGGCGCUUGCCAACCCCGGCUACACCUCCUCCGAUACUCUGACGUCCCAGGCGCCAGACACCUCCUGGCCUUCACCAGCCACCGGGACCCAGAGCACAGGCCUCACCUCCAGCCCUCCUAGGUCCCUCCCCCUCACCUCACAGACCAGCGGCGGGGGAGGAAGCUCCACCCUGAAGAAGAGACCCCCUCCCCCUCCACCCGGACACAAGCGUACCAUGUCGGAGCCCCCCAGCCCUGUGCUACAGACACCUGCAGGUAAAGGAAGUGAGAUGACCCCCCCACCUGGAAAUAGGACAUCACCUGCCAACAAGUUUGAUGGACUCCAGCAGCAGCAGAGUACAACCUGCAGUAACACCAAGUCUACACUGGGACCGAGAGUUCUUCCUAAACUACCUCAGAAAGUGGCUCUCAGAAAGAUUGACACCGUUCACCUCCCGUCUGUGGACAAACCUGGCCCAUCUCCAGACCCCCUCCACAGACUUCCAUCAUCCCCGUCCUCACAGCCAGACCCCCAGAAAUCUCCCCCCUUCAUCGAUGCCUCCCCAAAAGCCCCACUUACCCCGGCGGACUCCUCCCAUAGAGCCGAGAAGCCCCCGCUGUCCGACCUACCCCCAAAACCACUUCUUAAAGACCUCCCACGCAAACCCUACAUCACAGACCUGCCCCCACAGCCACCGCUCAGUGACAUAUGUGGCCCCACCCCCACGGACACACACAGAUUGAGGGUGGCGUCUGUUCAGCAGGGGGAGUUGUCCCCCCAACCAGCAGCUGAGGAGCUGCCACCUGGCACUGUGGAGACGCCCGUCCCUCUGCCACGCAAAAUCAGCUCUGUGAAGAAAAUCUGCCGGGUGAAAACCAUCUACGACUGUCAGGCCGACAACAACGAUGAGCUGACCUUCGCAGAGGGGGAAGUCAUCAUCGUCACUGGAGAGGAAGACCAGGAGUGGUGGAUCGGACACAUCGAAGGUCAGCCCGAGAGAAAAGGCGUAUUCCCCAUGUCAUUCGUUCACAUCCUCUCGGACUGACGGCCGCAGAGACCAGAGUGGGGCCACCACCACCCCCGCCCACUUGCUGAGGUCACACAGGUGACAGUGGACUUUGUCGGACAGUCGGUCUCUGACCAACAGCAAUGAACUUACAGCUGCAGUUUGGAGAGCCUCACUGUAAAUACAGCCUCUAUUAAUCACCCAGCAGUGUUAGCAUAGCAACCCAGCACGCAGAGCUGGGCAGGCAGUAGAGGAACACAGAAGGGAACACACAGGUGAGAGGACAGGUGGACAGGUGGGAGGGAGGGAGAGUUCAGAGAAACCUGCUCCUUUGCUAAGAAGACCCAAACGAUCUGAGCCAAGGGCGCCCCCUGCUGGCAGCUCAUCUCACAGAAGAACAAGCGGACCAGAGGAGCACAGCAUUAACCCUUCGUUCACGCUCACACAGAAGCACUAGCAUACCUGAGCUGUCCCACAGGGGCAGGGGAUUGGACAUGCUGACUUUUGCACUGGAUUAAAGCAAGCAGAAUCCAGAGUCCUGCACCGAGGCAUUCUGAUCCCCCCCCCCAGCCUAAAAUCAGGCAGCUUUAGCAGAUUUACCCUCACACCUUUAGGGGGCUCUGAGCUCAGACUAACCUGUGCAUUCGCAUUCAAACACAUGACGUACAGGUAUACCAGUGCAGGACAGACCUGACAGGAAGCUGCUGCAGAAUGCCAGGUGCUCCCAAUUUUUCUCUCCUGGGUGGCUGCUCCAGGGGCUUUCCUUCUGACAAAUCUGAAUCAGAAUUUCCUGAUUUUCUCCUGAUGGCAUUCAUGUUUUCAGAGUACCACUUCAGGGUGGCCUUUCCCUGGCUCCUCUGACCUCUGUGUUUUCUCUGUGUUCACACCUGUCACCUGAUUUCUGUUCAGGCCAUAAAACAGAUUCAACUAUGUAUACCAGAGUGCACUGAUGUAUGAAACAUAUAAUCAGAGGGUGGAAGACUUUACUGAAAACAUGUUAGUAUGGAAAGUAGAGGACCCAGGAUGGAUCCCUGUGGAACUCCGGAGAAAACAGCAGAGCAAACAAGAUUUAAAGAGAUUACAGUACAUCCAAUAAUUCAUUUGUUUUAGCAAAGUCAGACAUUAAAAUCAGAACCUCAUCCUGUGGGCUCAAAACUGUCCUGAAACAAAAUCCUGUAGCAUUUUUUACUUUUCGGAUUUUUUGCCAGACCCUAAACUACAUUUAAGACCCCUCAGAAAAACAAUUUUGGGACCAUCUACAUCUGUUAUUAUAAAGUUUGUAGACUUUUAAUCUGUGCAGAUAUUUUUUUUUAAUGACAUGAAAUUAUGAAUAAACAGGUUGUAUUAAUUUGGGAAUUAAUUUUUCAGAGUAAAGCUGAAAAUGCACCAUAUUGAUGCUUUUUUAAAAAACAAAAAACAAAACAAAAAAAAACAGUUUUCAGUGUUUAUUAACAAGGAUUUUAAAGCAGGUGAGACGUAAUUUGUAAUCUCACUUUAGUGAGUUGGUAGAUUUAGCAUAAAAUCUGCUGUGACACUGAAAGCCGUUUGUUAUGUAUUGAUCCCUAAAUUCAGUUUAAUAAUUACUGAUCUGAAUCUGUUAUGAACAGGACAUUUCCAAUAAAACUAUAUGUUCAUAUAAAAUACCCACAACAGGAGGACAGCACAGCUUCUGAUUUAAAUGUUUCUACAAUCUACUGUUCAUACUCUUACUUUUAAUAUGUGCCUCUGAUCUCUGAUACCACUGUUUCAUACAUUAGCUUAACUUAGCUUAGCAUAAAGUCGAGGCACUCUACUGAUAAAGAAAAACUGUCUGAUUUUGCUUUGUCUGAGGCAGAAAACAUGAAGAUAUUACAAUAUUGAUGUCACACCUGAUGGAAGCUGCUGUUAAUCUUUCAGUAGCUCCUGUCCAGCAUGUGCAGCUAUAAUAACUUCAUUAAGCAGCAGAAUAUUAAUCCAGUAAUCAUUUAUAUGAAUAAAUAAUCAGUAAGAAGCGGCCUUAUAAUCCAGUGAGCAGGGACACUAUCCAGGCAACAGGAGGACGUUAGCAUCUCGGUUAGCUCAAAAAUGCUAGCUAUGUUAGGCUGAUGAUAUUAGCUGGUUAGCAUUUUGAACAGAGGAGACAGAUGACUCAACAAUAUUCAUUUACUAUCACUUAUUUGACAAGUUGUGACUUGCUGGCCUCCUUUAAGGUGUGUUUUUUGGAAACAGCUCCCUUCAGGCUGCCGCGAACAGCUAACAUGCUAGGUUAAUAGCCUGCCACAGUAGCUAGUUUACAGACUGCUGCUAGCUUGCAUUGUUGCUAAACAAGAUUAAUGUGUGAAG